AUGGCUUCGGGUGCCCCAGGUCCCACGCCGGUGGCUCAAUACCCAACAUCACCUACAGCGAAUACACAGCAUCAACAACGCGGACACUCAAGACAGACGAGCAGUGCGCGCCAAACCCAACAUCAACAGCACCCACAUCAUCAGCAGCACGGCGGUGACCCUUCCGCUGCGCGUCGAGAGACGAGGCCUAGAGGCGCAAGCCAAUCCGCGCAGCAACAACAGCAACAGAGCAUGGGAGUUAGUGGGGGAGCAGGUUAUUUGGAUGAUAGAGGAUCAACAGCGAGGGUUGGCCACUCAACCACUGGACACACGCGAAUUGCCAGUGGUGGAUCGGCACAACCAAGGGUCCACGCUCCUAGGCCUGCAACGUCGGGAGUGUCCGCGCCGAGUGGGGGUCAGCCAUCAGGCCAAGGACACCCCUCUCAGCGCCAAACUCAGGUUGCUGGCUCUUCCAAAUCACGACACACGGAACCUGCUCGGCCAGCGCCGGAGUCUCGGACUCAGCCGCAAGCAGUUCCGUCAUCAAAUCGUGUUCCUCCGCAAGCUGGCGCCCAACAACCAAUAUCCUCAAAUCGUCCAUCUUCCGCUGUUCCCAACUCUGCUACCCCCGGGGGAAGUUCUAGUCGUCAAACACAACACCAGACUAUAACCAGCAGUUUCCCGCACGCGUUUGAACGGUGGGAACGGCUUUCUUCGCGAUGGGAGGGGCUAACCGGAUAUUGGAUCUCGAGAUUGGAACAUAACCAGGAGGAGUUGGCUGGUAUGCCCAUAGAACGGGAAAUGGCUAGACAGAUUAGCGAUCUUUCUACUGCUGGUGCGAAUCUGUUCCAGGCUGUUGUAGAGCUACAGCGUCUUCGCGCUUCUUCGGAGCGAAAAUUCCAACGGUGGUUCUUUGACACUAAGGCUGAUCAGGAGAGAGCUAAGGAGAUGAGCAGCGAACUGGAGCGUUCCUUGCGUGUAGAGCGUCAACAGCGUGCAGACGCUGUCAGUCAAGUCCAGAGACUAGAAAAGGAGAAAGCGACAGCGGAGAAACUUGUUGAGGAGAUGAGGAGAGAGUUGCAGAUUUCGAAAGAAGAAUGCAGACGUUCCUGGGAGGAAUUGGGACGAAAGGAGCAGGAAGAACGAGAAAAGACUAAUAGUCUCAAAGAAGGAAAUCCAACACUCGUCGGUGGAAUUCAAGUAUUCCCAAUGCCUAUGCGUGGGGUUCCUGACAGAGGCUCGAAUAGACCCCGAACAGCUGGAAGCAGCAAUACUGGGGCUACUCCUCAACCGAUGACGGAAGAACAGUUUCGUCAACAGUUCCAAGACAACGGAUAUGGCAGGGAAGCGAUAGCAGAUUAUGGCGGUGCGCCACUCCGUCAUGAACCCCAUUUGCCGUCACCGGGACAAGUGCCUCCUACUUCGGCUAGUGGCGCACACUCUGUUUCUGACACUGCUCCUCCAGCUUUCUCCCAACAGCAAUCGCAUCGGCCGUCAACCUCAAGCCAGCAGCAACAGCAGACCCCAGACAUCCACCCCUUCUACCAGCAUCAACACUCAGCUCUUCACAUUCCGCCUGAUCAACAGCCGGGAAGGACUCUUUCACCCGGUGAGGAGUCAUACGUAACCAACAACUCUGCGGUGCGCUCGCGCGAGUCUGGAUCCGUGACAGAAUCGCAGCAGUCGGAAGCAGGUGAAGGAGAUGGCGGGUGGGAAUACGACUCGCAGGGAAACCCCACACCUGUCUCGUACCAACGUCGUGAGCCCAGUCGCGCGGAAGAAGAGGAGGAGAGUUGGGAUACUUAUCCCACGUAUGAUGGAAACGACUACGAAUCGAACGGUGGAGGCAGUGGCGGAGGAGUAGCAGUUGGCUAUGGAAGAGGCUGGGAGGGCGUUUCAAGGGCUCAUCACCAUCCUACGAGAUUGAGUGACGUUCCGGAGGAGGACGAGGAGAGGAGAACCCACCUCGGUAGCGAAGGCGGCCGGAUUUCGAGGUAGCUUUUGUGAGGAGCGUGCUCAAGUCACAAAAAGGGGACGUUAUGAGAGAGUGUAUGUUCGAAGGGAGGGCUGGGGGGUGACGAUUGGAAUGAGGAAGUCUAAUACUGCGUUAUGUCUUCCAUCUUUCCCUUCAUUCCUAUGGUUGUGUUUUUUCCAGCUAAACCACGUUGGUGAAACUUCAUUUGCGUGUUAUUAUAUUCCCACGAGAGGGGUUUCCUUUUUUUUUUAUUACUAUGAUACUGAUCAUUUGUUUCCCGUUCAUGUCGGACUGGCUAAGGGUGGGGACAGGGACGGGCGGGGUGGUGGUGGUGCAGCUGCUUGGUAUCUUUUGCCUAUCUCAUCCUUUUUCCCCUGUACUUGAUCAACUCCAAUCGAAUCAAAAAUUUCCAAAUCUAAUUUCUCCUUUUUUCGUUUUCGUUUUUUUCCAUCUCGUCUGUUUUGGGGGUUUUUGCUUGAUUUUUUUUUUCUUUUUCCCUUUUUCCCUUUUCCGUAUCAUUUCUCCAUGCUCUACCGGUAAUCCAUCCAUUCCUUCCGCUACCUAGCCCCCUCUAAAAGGCCCCCCUCGAAAAGUUCUGUUUGAUAGAUAUGAUACUAACUAACAUGAAGAGAGCAAGAGAGCGCAAAAAAAAUUAAAAAUUCAAUCUCGCAAACCAAAAAAGAGCAUUACAUUUUCUGGUGUUUUUCUCACCCCCACCUCCCCUUCUUUUCUUAUAUAUCCCUUUUUUUUUCGCUCUUUUUUUUCGCUCUUUUUUGUUUUUACUCUAUGUUUCGGUUCAGUUCAUUGUUUUAUUCUUAU
Tuber melanosporum (Perigord truffle) is the source of this 2773-nucleotide messenger RNA. RefSeq lists its product as uncharacterized. NCBI's taxonomy places the organism in Eukaryota, Fungi, Ascomycota, Pezizomycetes, Pezizales, Tuberaceae. Bases 1 to 1977 code for a protein of 658 amino acids. The record is from RefSeq and is a predicted model, not a curated record. The transcript has a single exon.